Messenger RNA from Orbilia oligospora ATCC 24927, 1365 nucleotides. RefSeq lists its product as uncharacterized. Gene Ontology annotation, cellular component: mitochondrion. The record is from RefSeq and is a predicted model, not a curated record. The transcript has 6 exons. Gene Ontology annotation, biological process: mitochondrial translational elongation. Gene Ontology annotation, molecular function: translation elongation factor activity; GTPase activity; GTP binding. NCBI's taxonomy places the organism in Eukaryota, Fungi, Ascomycota, Orbiliomycetes, Orbiliales, Orbiliaceae. Bases 1 to 1365 code for a protein of 454 amino acids.
AUGGCCUCGUGGAAACUCGCCGGCGCUGUCCUUCGAGGACUCCGUCAGUCCGCACAGUCUUCGAUUCGACAGAAUGGAGCCACACUAUCGCCAUUCAUUACUAGCGCUGUGAGGCCCGGAAGGGGUAGCAGUGGUGUUCAGAAUGUUUAUGGGAAUAUCAGACAGAUGGCUACUUUCGAGAGAAAGAAGCCGCACGUUAACAUCGGUACCAUUGGACACGUCGAUCACGGAAAGACAACUUUGACAGCUGCCAUCACAAAAGUUCAGGCCAGCAAAGGUCUCGCCAAUUUCUUGGAUUAUGCCUCGAUCGAUAAAGCACCCGAAGAAAAGGCCCGUGGUAUCACAAUCUCGACUGCACAUUUGGAAUACGAAACUCCUUCUCGCCAUUACUCCCACGUCGACUGUCCCGGUCACGCCGAUUACAUCAAGAACAUGAUUACUGGUGCCGCGAGUAUGGAUGGUGCUAUUAUUGUCGUUGCCGCUUCCGAUGGUCAGAUGCCUCAAACCCGAGAACAUCUUCUCCUCGCCCGUCAAGUUGGUGUCCAAAAGAUCGUCGUCUUCGUCAACAAAAUCGAUGCCGUAGAAGACCCCGAAAUGUUGGAACUCGUCGAAAUGGAAAUGCGUGAACUCCUCGGUACUUACGGUUUUGACGGCGAUGAGACUCCUAUCAUCAUGGGUUCCGCUCUCUGCGCUCUCAACGGUACAAAGCCCGAUAUUGGUGAAUCCAGAAUCGGUCAAUUGAUGGAAGCCGUUGACACCUGGAUCCCAACUCCCGAACGUGACCUCGACAAGCCUUUCCUUCUUUCCGUUGAAGAUGUUUUCUCCAUUUCUGGACGUGGAACUGUGGCUACCGGAAGAGUUGACCGUGGUCAGUUGAAGAAGGGAGAGGAAGUCGAACUUGUCGGUAUGCAGAAGGAACCUAUCAAGACUACUGUUACCGGUAUGGAGACUUUCAAGAAGGAGUUGGAUUCUGCACAAGCUGGUGAUAACUCUGGAUUGUUGCUCCGUGGUGUUAAGAGGGAGGAUGUCAAGAGGGGGAUGGUUAUUGCUAAGCCAGGAACUAUCAAGGCAGCCAACAAGUUCAUGUGCUCGAUGUACGUUUUGAGCAAGGAGGAAGGUGGACGACACACUGGAUUCGGAAAUCACUACAGGCCGCAGAUGUACAUCCGAACUGCUGAUGUUGCUGUCGGUCUUCAGUUCCCUCCUGGAACCGAGGACGCCGAUGGAAAGAUGGUCAUGCCUGGUGACAAUAUUGAGAUGGUUGCUGAUUUGCACGUUCCAAUGGCCAUUGAGCCUGGUCUUCGUUUCAACAUCCGUGAGGGUGGAAGGACAGUCGCCACAGGUCUGGUUACCCAGAUCUUGUAA